AUGCUCAACAUCCCGGACACAUUCACCCAGUUCACCGAGCUAGGCGAGGUAGACAUCGGCACCCUGCACGGCGACCAUGUUACCGUCGUGGUGAUCCACAUCAAGGACCCUAGGCUUCUUAGGGACGAUUGGGCGCCUGCCACCCAGAUCCUCGAGGAUCAAUGGCAGGGUAAGCGGCAGCGGCAGCAGCAGCGGCAGCAGCAGUAUCCGCAACCCCACGGGAAGCCGCUGGGUGGAAUUCUAUCGACCAGGGAUUCCUGUCGCUUCUACACCGAGUCCCCGGCUCAGGACGGCCCGCCGCAGCGCUUGGAGUACAAGGAUCGCAGCGAGUUUGCGCCCCUCGCGGAUGAUGCUGACCCGGAGGUGUUUUUAGCCUUUCUGCGGACCUGCUUGGAUGGGUCUCCGGCCUCGGGCCUUGGACUUGAUGUGUCGAAAGGAGAGAUGGAUGAGGUAGUCACGCGGGAGCCUGGGGAGCUAUAG
Molecule: messenger RNA, 480 nt
Organism: Aspergillus japonicus CBS 114.51
Lineage: Eukaryota; Fungi; Ascomycota; Eurotiomycetes; Eurotiales; Aspergillaceae
Exons: 1
Coding region: 1-480 (159 amino acids)
Source: RefSeq, a predicted model, not a curated record